Molecule: messenger RNA, 898 nt
Organism: Stylophora pistillata
Lineage: Eukaryota; Metazoa; Cnidaria; Anthozoa; Scleractinia; Pocilloporidae
Product: histamine H2 receptor-like
Source: RefSeq, a predicted model, not a curated record
ACAACGAAACGUUGCCUUCUAUUUCUGUUGGUAAAGAUGUCCAACCUGGUAUUACCACACCGAAGUUUAGAAGUUAUUAUAACUGAAGCGAUUGUGUGCCUUGCAUUGAACAUCACGAGUUUCAUUGGAAAUGUCAUGGUCUGUUUAGCGGUGUUCAAAAACCGAAACUUGCGAUCAACCACCAACCUGUACAUCACUGCUUUAGCAAUCAGCGAUCUGCUGUGUGCAACGGUGGAAAUGCCGUUAACCGCUGCAACCUUGAUCAUCGGAAGAUGGGAUUUUGGUGACGCCGUAUGCCAAAUUCAAGGCUUUGUUGAUGCAUUCGCCACCUACUCGACCCCAGCAACCCUAUGUUUGCUGGCUUUUAACCGUUACAUACGAAUUGUCAAAACCAAUCUUUUCAGCUACUACAAAGUAUUUUCAAAAACCAGUGAACAUGAAUUGCACAUGGCCUCCUCGCUUCGUCAAUCGGCCAGUGACAGUAUAGUACGCAGUUCAGUGAGAGAAAUAAACAUCACUCGGGUGCUACUUUAUAUAGCUGCCGGGUUUUUGUGUUCCUGGAUACCACUAUGGAUAAUCAUCUUUUGGAGGCGUUUUUCUCCCGAUACCUGCCCAAGAGCAGUAGCUUUAACGUGCACGAUGCUGCUCUUUGUGAGUGCUUCAAUAAAUCCUUUUAUUUACAUGUUCACGAAUGGCGAGUUCCAAAGAGAAUUUCGAAAACUUCUUCGUUGCCGUAGGGAAGCAAGAAUGGUUCCUGCAGAAAUUCUUGAGGUUGGGGACAUCGAACGUUAGAAUGUGAGGGAUACGGCGAGACGUAGCAGAUCUCAGGUGGUACCGGAGGCUGAUUUGGUGAACUAUCUCCAAUUUUGAGAAUAAAAUAUCUCGCGACAGAUUUGUU